AUAUUGGCUAGCAGAAUCUCAAGAUAUGCUUGAGUCAUAAAACUUCCACGAGACCGAGGACAGAGGGAUUUAUUUUUUUGAGUGGAACACAAACAGGCCUGUCCUUAAAGCUGUUCGCCUGUCAAUGCCGGGGAAGCAGCCACAUUGAAUGAGGUUUCAGUCUCACAUGGGCAAGAUGGACAGAUCAUAACAAGACAUUACUUCAAAGGUGAAGUGUUCGACGGGGCCCCAGAGUUGCAACUGGACUGCCUCUGCAGUGGUGACAACCACAGCAUUGCAGAAAUGAAGCAUGAGGGCAACCUCCUUCCCCUGGAACCACCCCACCAUGCAGGGUUUUCCAGUCCCCCCCGGAAAGGGCCUUCCUCACUAGCUGAGAAGAGCAGCCCGCUGCUCAUGGAGCCCAGCAACAUCAAGGCUGACCCCGCUGGCGACAUGCCUGCCAACACAGAGUGUCAGCCGGUGAAGAGGAAGAAGGGUCCAGCCCCCAAGAUGCUGGGGAACGAGGUGUGCAGCGUGUGCGGGGACAAGGCCUCGGGCUUCCACUACAACGUGCUGAGCUGCGAGGGCUGCAAGGGCUUCUUCCGCCGCAGCGUCAUCAAGAGCGCCCAGUACUCGUGCAAGAACAACGGCCGCUGUGAGAUGGACAUGUACAUGCGCCGCAAGUGCCAGCAGUGCCGGCUGCGCAAGUGCCGCGAGGCGGGCAUGCUGGAGCAAUGCGUUCUCUCAGAGGAGCAGAUCCGAGGGAAGAAAAUGAAGAAGAACGAGGAAGAGACUGCACGCACGUCUGCCGUGGUGACCCCCACCCCGGUGCCGGAGGUGGUCCCGCUGGAGCCCGAGCAGCUGGAGAUGAUCGAGAAGCUGGUGGCCAUGCAGAAGCAGUGCAACAAGCGCUCGUUCAUCGACCGGCCCAAAGUCACGCCGUGGCCCCAGAGUCAGGACCCCCAGAACAGGGAAGUACGGCAGCAGCGCUUUGCCCACUUCACCGAGCUGGCCAUCAUGUCGGUCCAGGAGAUAGUGGACUUUGCCAAGCAGUUGCCUGGCUUCCUAGAGCUCACCAGAGAGGACCAGAUUGCCCUGCUGAAGACCUCAACCAUUGAGAUCAUGCUGCUGGAAACAUCACGGAGAUAUAACCCUGCCAUUGAAAGCAUCACGUUCCUGAAGGACUUCAGUUAUAACAAGGAGGAUUUUGCCAAAGCAGGGCUGCAGUUGGAGUUUAUCAACCCCAUCUUUGAGUUCUCCAAGGGCAUGAAUGACCUGCAUCUGGAUGAGGCGGAGUACGCUCUGCUCAUCGCCAUCAACAUCUUCUCUGCAGGUCAGAGGUCAAGUGGUAUGCUAGUGUGGAACAGAGCUCAUAUGCAAGACCGGCCCAAUGUGCUGGACCAUGAACUGGUGGAGCGACUACAGCAGCCGUAUGUGAACGCACUUCGUUCUUACAUCAUGAUAAAGAGACCAAACGAUCAUCUGAUGUUUCCACGCAUGCUCAUGAAGCUGGUCAGCCUCCGCACCCUCAGCAGCGUCCACUCUGAGCAGGUCUUCGCCCUGCGCCUCCAGGACAAGAAGCUCCCGCCGCUGCUAUCUGAAAUCUGGGACGUCCACGAGUGACUCCAGCCGACACCCUCGCGGAACUCUGCCGCGCUCCGCAAACCUGCGUACUGGGAUGGACAGAAACACUGGGUUUGUCUUUCGAGUGUCUCGGGAAAAAAGACUUGAGAAUGAAGCGAUGCCUCCCAGGAUACCCAAACACGACGGAUCAAACCUACAGAUCGGUUGCCAGAUUGAAUCAGUUGCCAGAUUGGAGGAACUUUUUUCUUCUUCUUUAUCUUCUAUGCAGUUUGGGGGGGUAGUGAUGGCACUCUGUCCUGCAGACUGGGACACUAAUCUCAUGGGGAGGUUGGGGCAAAGAAAUAGAAUUACCCAUUUAUAUUCAUUCUAUUUCUAUGGGUUGAGGAUUGUGCACACCUGAUUUCUCUCCCUCGCCCAUUUCGUUAUUGAAGGUGAGACGGGCUUGUGGUGAGAUUGUGCUGCCAUGGUCAGUGUGGCUCAGACUUGCUAGCCAGUGUUCACUAUUACAUCUACUGAUAUCUGUUGAUAGUCUCGUGAUCAGCCUAUAACGACAAUUGCCAUGAAGCUUUGAGAAGGUUUUGGCAAUGCCCCCCUCUCCAGAGCCACAUCAUGGAUGUUAACCCCAAAGUGAAAAUAAACAGAAAAAUACA
This is a messenger RNA of Oncorhynchus keta (chum salmon), 2213 nucleotides long. Its product is annotated as oxysterols receptor LXR-alpha-like. Bases 283 to 1602 code for a protein of 439 amino acids. The transcript has 9 exons. NCBI's taxonomy places the organism in Eukaryota, Metazoa, Chordata, Actinopteri, Salmoniformes, Salmonidae. Gene Ontology annotation, molecular function: nuclear receptor activity; zinc ion binding; RNA polymerase II cis-regulatory region sequence-specific DNA binding. The record is from RefSeq and is a predicted model, not a curated record. Gene Ontology annotation, biological process: positive regulation of transcription by RNA polymerase II; lipid metabolic process; negative regulation of transcription by RNA polymerase II.